AUGUCUAAACCGAAAACGCCCAGCAGCAGCGGUAGUGACCGUGUAUCGUCGUUCGCAUCCAACACGUCAAUAUCGCGUGCGCUAGCUCAACACGGCUACCAUAUCGGAUCGAAAAUCGGAAAAGGUUCCUUCUCGUCCGUCCGGUUGGCUCGGUGGAUCAUCAAAAACCAGAACGUGACCACGUUGGCCUGUAAGGUAAUCGACGUACGCAAGGGAACGGAAGAAUUCGUAAAGAAGUUCUUCCCACGCGAGCUCAGCGUACUGAUGAAGGUUCGCCAUCCGAACAUCAUCAGAAUCCACAGCAUCCUGAAGCGGGAGCGGAUGGUGUUUAUCUUCAUGGAUUACGCCGAAGGCGGAGAUCUACUGAAAUUCAUCAACAAUAACGGUGCACUAAAGGAAUCGCAGGCCAAACUCUGGUUUGCCCAACUAGUCAACGCCGUUCGGUAUCUGCACUCGAUGGACGUUGCCCAUCGGGAUUUGAAGUGUGAAAAUAUUCUACUUUCGAAGAAGGGUUCCGUGCUGUUGGCGGACUUCGGCUUCGCACGAUUCUGUGGGGAAGAACAUGGAAACUUUUCGGAAACCUACUGUGGAUCGGCUGCCUACGCUGCACCGGAGGUGAUUCUCGGUAAACCGUACAAUCCGAUGGCAGCGGACGUGUGGUCUCUGGGAAUAAUUUUAUUUGUGAUGCUGAACGCUGCUAUGCCGUUCGAUGAACGCAACGUGAAGACACUGGUCGACGAUCAUCUGGACCGAAACUAUCGCUUCGAUGAAGCGGUGCUGCCGCAGUUGAGUUUGGCCGCCGUCCGAACGGUGUUCGAGCUGUUGAAUCCGGAACCGAGCGUACGGAUAACGUUGGACCGAUUGUUUGAUCUCAAGUGGAUCGAUGAGAACUCGGCUAAGCAGAAAAAGCGACGGCUAACGGAACUGUGUUUGAAGAAGAACAUCGUUGCCGGUUCUACCAAGACUACUACCGGUUGUCGAUGCUAA
Molecule: messenger RNA, 987 nt
Organism: Sabethes cyaneus
Lineage: Eukaryota; Metazoa; Arthropoda; Insecta; Diptera; Culicidae
Gene: Tssk
Product: testis-specific serine/threonine-protein kinase 3
Exons: 1
Coding region: 1-987 (328 amino acids)
Biological process (GO): intracellular signal transduction; microtubule cytoskeleton organization; protein phosphorylation
Cellular component (GO): cytoplasm
Molecular function (GO): protein serine/threonine kinase activity; ATP binding; tau-protein kinase activity
Source: RefSeq, a predicted model, not a curated record